Molecule: messenger RNA, 489 nt
Organism: Danaus plexippus (monarch butterfly)
Lineage: Eukaryota; Metazoa; Arthropoda; Insecta; Lepidoptera; Nymphalidae
Exons: 1
Coding region: 1-489 (162 amino acids)
Biological process (GO): mRNA processing; regulation of mRNA splicing, via spliceosome
Cellular component (GO): spliceosomal complex
Molecular function (GO): RNA binding
Source: RefSeq, a predicted model, not a curated record
AUGAUUGAAGGUUUAAGAUGGCCUUCCGAAUUUGAAACUACCGUUAAUAUGUCUAAAGUAGAUGCCAAGGUUUUAUCUAAAUGGAUAAGUCAAAGAAUUACAGAACUUCUUGGUUUUGAAGAUGAUAUUAUCAUUGAUUAUUGUAAAGAGCAGUUGUUCCAGGAAACUGACAAUGUUUGCCCUAAAAAACUUCAAAUUAAUUUGACAGGGUUUUUGUCUAAAAACGCUUCACGAUUUGUACGAGAACUUUGGUCACUGUUGAUAAGUGCGCAGUCCAGCGCAAAUGGCAUCCCUCCAAGAUUAUUAGAACAAAAAAAAGUUGAAAUGGAAGCUAGACAAGAACACGCUAAACAAAUUAAUGAAGUUCUUGCUACCAGUUUAGAAAUCUCUGCCACAGCUAAAGCUGCUAUACCUGAAAACAUAAGAGCUUCUUCCCUUGAAAGAUCUGGCUCUUUUAGUGACAGAAGCAGGUCUCAUUCUUCAAAGUAG